Messenger RNA from Calliphora vicina (urban bluebottle blowfly), 1412 nucleotides. It is a transcript of the gene Atg3, whose product is annotated as Autophagy-related protein 3. Gene Ontology annotation, biological process: nucleophagy; autophagosome assembly; autophagy of mitochondrion. The coding region runs from base 154 to 1143 and encodes 329 amino acids. Gene Ontology annotation, cellular component: phagophore assembly site; cytosol. The transcript has 5 exons. The record is from RefSeq and is a predicted model, not a curated record. Gene Ontology annotation, molecular function: Atg8-family ligase activity. Lineage: Eukaryota; Metazoa; Arthropoda; Insecta; Diptera; Calliphoridae.
GAAAUAGAAAGAAAAGCAACAAAGCAGAUUAAAAAAAUAGAAAGCAAUCUUUACAGACGUUUUAACAAUUAAAACAAAGAAAUUUAUCACAAAAAAAUUGUUAAUAAAUCAUUAACAACUAAUUGAUAACAUAUUUACCUGAAAUUCUAAGACAUGCAAAGUGUUUUAAACAGUGUUAAGGGCACAGCCCUAAAUGUAGCCGAAUAUUUGACACCAGUUUUAAAGGAAUCUAAAUUUCGUGAAACUGGUGUCUUGACACCAGAGGAAUUUGUGGCAGCCGGAGAUCAUUUGGUACAUCACUGUCCCACCUGGCAGUGGGCAGCUGGAGAUGAUAAUAAAACCAAAUCAUAUUUGCCUAAAGAUAAACAAUUCUUAAUUACCCGUAAUGUACCCUGCUAUCGAAGAUGCAAACAAAUGGAGUAUGUGGGCGAAGAAACAGUUGUCGAAGAGGAAGGUGGCGAUGGCGGUUGGGUAGAAACGCAUCAACUAAACGAAGAUGGCACUGCCCAGGAAAUCGACAAAAUCUGUGAAUUAACUUUAGACGAUAGCAAGGAUGAAAUGCACACACCCGAUAGUGACCAACCUGGUGAUAUGAAUGAUGGUGCCGCGGGCGAUGAUGAAGAUGAUGAUGACGAGGCUUUAGAUAUGGACGAAUUUGAGGAGAGUGGCAUGUUGGAGUUGGUUGAUCCUGCGGUAGCAUUAACCACCAGGAAAUGUGAUAAAUCCGAUACCACUAAAACGGAAGGGGCAUCAGCAUUAGAUGCUGGCGACUCAGUACUACAUACUCGUACCUAUGAUUUACACAUAACCUAUGAUAAAUACUAUCAAACACCACGUCUCUGGGUAGUGGGUUAUGAUGAGAAACGUAAACCCUUAAAUGUUGAGCAAAUGUACGAAGAUGUCUCACAGGAUCAUGCCAAAAAGACUGUCACCAUGGAAUCCCAUCCCCAUUUGCCCGGUCCCAAUAUGGCCUCGGUUCAUCCCUGUCGUCAUGCCGAUAUAAUGAAGAAAAUUAUACAAACCGUUGAGGAGGGUGGCGGCGAAUUGGGCGUGCAUUUAUAUUUGAUUAUAUUUUUGAAAUUUGUACAAACUGUUAUACCAACCAUCGAAUAUGAUUUUACACAAAAUUUCAAUUUAUCUUAAAUGUAAUGAAAUCAACUAAGAGAACAACAAAAUAAAGGCAGGCUUAAUUUAUUCAACUGUUUUUCAAAUGCCAUAAUUUGCUAUAAAUUACGAACAUUUUUCUUAAAAGUUUUUUUUAGAGCAUGUAAUCUAUGUGUAUGUUUUAUUAUUAUUAAUAUAAUUAUUAAUUUUUGUUUGUUUAUAUUUAAGAUUUAAGUAUAACAAAAAACGGAAAAAUUUUAUUUUGCUUUAAGAAAUAAAGACACAUUAAAAUGAAAAAUAUAUAAAAA